GUCUAUUACAUUUAAAGAACACAUUGACUUUGGAAAAAGGCUGCCACACUAGUUUGACAGAGCCCUACUUUUAUGAGGCAGCCUACCUGGAUGUUAGAGAGUCCCCAAUCCCUGUUAAUGAGAAGGGGGAGGGCAUUGUUGCUAAAGAAGUGCCUGUGGAGGCUGGCAGUAAGAAUGAAGAAGGUAAAGAUGCUGCUUCCAACAGUAACCUUUCUCUGGCUGGGAGUGUGGGUUGUGUUUCAGAUGGGAAAGUUUCUGAUAAGGGACCUGCCCAGUCUAAGAUGUGGGAGUGCUCAAAGCAGUGCAAACCACUAAGUGAAUUUGAGGUCAAUGCCAUUGUUUGUUUUAGGACAGCUUUUGAGCAGCCUGUUGAGAAAGUGAGGCAGGCCCUGGCUGAAUGUGAUAUGGGUUGCCCCUAUAGUCACUACACCAAAUUAGUGGGUAUGACAUUUAUUGUACUGAUGAGAUUGACGAAACAGCAGGCAAUAGGAAGAUGACCAAGAAGAUCAUUGAGCAUUUGGAUAAACUGAACGCUGACUGCAACAUGACAGCUGGGUUGGAAGCCAAACUGUCUCUUGCAGUUGGUGCACGAGUCAUGCUACGUCGCAACAUUGACACCAAGGCUGGGCUGGUCAAUGGUGCUAUUGGUACAGUGCUGUCAAUAGCAGCCCAGCAUGUGACAGUGCAGUUUGAUAAUGUACCUGCUCCAUGUAAGAUUGAUAAGGUCAGAAGCAGGUUCAUGGUGAUGAAGAAUUUCUAUGUGUAUCGUAGACAAUUCCCUCUCAUUUUAGCCUAUGCAAUUACCAUCCACAAGUGUCAGGGUCUGUCAUUAGACUGUGCCAUAGUAGACCUGUCUGAGGAGGUAUUCAGUGAUGGAAUGGCAUAUGUGGCUCUAUCCAGGGUUAGGUCACUAGAUGGUCUGUUCCUAACAGCCUUUGAUCCCCAGUCCAUCAGUGUUAGUGUGAGUUCCCUGGGGGAAGUAAACCGCCUCAGAAAAACCCAUAGACCUGAUCUUCCUCUGUAUGAUAUACCACACAUCUCUAAAAGAAAGAGGAAGCUCACUGGUGUAGACAAAACUGUUUCCCCAAGUGUAAAAAAGGUCAAGGUGAAUCCCUCAUCUGCAAGGGAUAAUGAGGACUGUGUUAUUACAGGUACAGAAACACCUGCUGCUAGUCCUUUCAAUUUCCACUCUGUAGAUGUACAGUGGCAGCAAAGUGCAUGCCAAGAGCUGGGCCUCCAAUAUUGUACACAAACACCAGUAAGACCAGGAGGACCCGCUGUCCCCCUCACACGUCCAGACAUGCGUAGUGUGAGACGCGUACAGGGAGAUGGUAACUGCCUCUUUCGAGCAUUUUCUUACAUUCUGACAGGGUCUGCAGAUCAGCAUAUUGGUGUACGACAUGCUAUCAUUGACCACAUGACAAAUAAUGCCCAAUAUUUCCUAGGCCACCAUCUCGUAGGCUAUGACAGUAUUCAAAGUUAUAUAGCUUCCACAGGUAUGGACCAAGAUGGCACCUGGGGAACUGACAUUGAGAUGCUGUCUUUGGCACACCUGCUCCAGACCCCUGUCUUCUCAUACAGCCAGCAGCAUGGGCAGUGGCAGCGGUACUCUCCUCAUGAUGUCGACAGACAACUGAUGGAUGACAUUCACCAGAGGUCUAUGUAUCUAUUGCACACAGGAAACCACUUUAAUGUUGUUGGUUCUAUAAGGAAGAGUUAAAGAAGCCACAUGUGCUCAUAUAGACUAUACAUGGGCUCUCUGAGCAUGUUGGGGAAGGAGAGGGUGGGUCCCUGCAAUUUAUUGAGGUGGCUUCCCCAUUUCAUGUUCUAACCACCCUCCUAAAGUCUCAGACUUCAUGGAGCUGACUGGUUUCAAGUGUAGGGAAACUGCACUGUCUUUACCACAAAGUUUUAGGGGACUGUAACUGCAUCACAAAGUUGGGGUAGCACACUGUUAGAGGUGAAUGUCUGUACACUGACAAUUGUGUUGUAUGCCAACAGUAGUGAGUAAUCCCUCAGGAGACUGGUCUUAGCUCUGACAGAAUAUUAUCCUCCUCCCUUGAGGAGUGCACUCUACAGUCAGUAGCUAUGCCUGUCGGGGUACUACUACAUUGAAGCUACACACUACUCACCUAAACAUCAGUGCACAUAACUAUUGUAUGCAGUAUAUCAGCACCCUUCCUACAUGCACCUUCACAUAGUAUUCUGAACAAGGUGGUUACUAUUUAUAGGCUCCUCUUUUCUUACAACUACAUAUAUAUUAUCUGGUUUUCCCCUGGGAAGCUUUCUACCUCUGCAGGUCUUUAAAGGCUGUGAUCUUCUGUCUAAGGGGCACUGGGGUCUCAACCAUAGCUGACCUGUCAGAGGAAGGUACUCAGCUUAUCAGGGGCCUUAGCAGGUGGGGCUCUGAAGUGUUUUCCCCAGCCCUUAUCACCAUGCUGACUUUACACACCCUGUGCCCUUAUCACCACUGCUGACAUAGCUAUUGUAAAACCCUAUCCUAGCCUUCUAUACUAUAAUUUGGGUUGCAUUCCUCACUCUUUUAUUGGUGCAUACCAUCUUUAUGUUCUAAGGUGCUGUGCACUUGUCAGACCUGGACCCUACAAACUUCUACUACACAUCCACUACGCUCUUUGGCCUCCACCUUUGACUUCAGCUGGGUAGACCUCUUCAAAAGAGUGAACUCCUUGCACAACAAAUCACA
Molecule: messenger RNA, 2704 nt
Organism: Geodia barretti
Lineage: Eukaryota; Metazoa; Porifera; Demospongiae; Tetractinellida; Geodiidae
Source: the annotation of a GenBank genome assembly